Eupeodes corollae is the source of this 1162-nucleotide messenger RNA. Its product is annotated as complement inhibitor CirpT1. The coding region runs from base 234 to 596 and encodes 120 amino acids. The transcript is spliced from 2 exons. NCBI's taxonomy places the organism in Eukaryota, Metazoa, Arthropoda, Insecta, Diptera, Syrphidae. The record is from RefSeq and is a predicted model, not a curated record.
GUAUCUUAGUCUCAAACAAGAUCUCAAAGUGAUCACAGCUUAACAAAAUAUCUAUGAACAAAGAAUAGCGAGCUUACAAAACUAAAUCAAUCCUAAGCAUUAUUAAAAAAAGCUCAGAUAAAAAGUUAAAAAAAAAAGAUACAAACAAAAGUGUUCAAUACAAAAUAAAAACUUUUAAGUGAUUCUAAUUAUAUUUACUAUAAAAACAAAAAGAAAAAAACAAACAAUUCAAAAUGUCGUCCUUGAAAAUUAGUGCAAUUAUCUCUGUGCUCAUCAUCGUUUGCGCAAUCAGCUAUACAAACGCAGCUAUUUUCUCCCAACCUGCCUUAUACCAUCCUGCACAUCCUGGUAAAUGUUUUGACAAAUUCACCCAUCGAUCAAUGUUGCCAAACAAAGAAUACAAACCAAAAGGAAUUUGUGCAGCAAUGACAUGUGACAUCGAUACAAUGACAAUCAAUAUCGAAACAUGCCCCAGUAUGGAUAUGCCAGAAUGUCAAGAACUUAAAACCGAUCCUACAUGGUCAUUCCCCAAGUGUUGUCCUCAAUACGUCUGCAAAGACUUCAAAACUGGCAAAGAUGUCAUUUUCUCAGCAUAAUUCUCUGAUAAUGUCAGUGACAGUGACACAAUACCAAACUAAAAAGAAACAAAAACGUGAUUGUAGACAUGUAGGAUGUCAAAGAAACCAAACGCACAUUUUUCAUAAUCUCAUUGAACUGGCCUUUUUAUGAAUUGAUGAGCAACAAAUCAAUUUUACUAUAAUUGAUUUCGCGUAAUUAACAAAUUAAUUUCCCAUUUUGGCCAGUUUUGAACUCAUUAGAUGUUAUAAGUAUUUAUUUAAACAAAAUUCACAAAUAUUUAAACAUUUAUGUUAAAAAACAAAAACUACUAUAAUUUAUUUAUGAAAAAAUACUAUUUAAUUAUUAAAAUUGCUAAAAGGCAAUGAUUUUCUUAAUUGAUGGAAUUUGUCAAAACAAAAAUAAUUUAGUAUGCGAUAUUUGCAGACUGUACCAAAUUUAUUUCUUAAAAAAUUGUUGUAAUUUAGUUUUUAAGUUAAUGAUUAAAAAAAAGAAGAAAAAACAAAAAGAAAACAAAAUAAUAUAUGGUAAUGCAAAAGUCAUUACAAAAUAAAAUAAUUUAUUAAACAAAAAAUUAAAUCAAAAA